UCCCCGCACACGUGUGGUAAACGUUUGGACUUGCAACUGUCUGCAUGUAAUUCAGUUCGGAGAGUUCGUAUAGCUACUGAAUAUUACUUAUAAAACAAUACCUCGUGUCUGGGAGCCCUUUCAAACCCAGGUGAAGGAAAUACUCCUCCGUGAAGCAUUUCGCCGAGAGGGUCAGAAUACCAGAUAAACAACUCAGAAUGACUGAAGCUCAAGUGAACCCAAAGGCCUACCCGCUGGCCGACGCCACGCUGACCAAAACUAUCCUGGACCUGGUGCAGCAAGCCUCUAACUACAAGCAGCUGAGGAAGGGAGCUAAUGAAGCCACUAAAACCUUGAACAGAGGCAUCGCUGAGUUCAUUGUGAUGGCUGCUGAUGCUGAACCACUGGAGAUCAUCCUCCACCUGCCACUGCUCUGCGAGGACAAGAACGUCCCUUACGUGUUUGUCCGCUCCAAGCAGGCCCUGGGCCGGGCCUGUGGGGUGUCGCGCCCCGUCAUUGCUACCUCGGUCACCAUUAAGGAGGGGUCUCAGCUCAAGCCACAGAUUCAGUCUGUUCAACUGGCUAUUGAGAGACUGCUCGUGUGAGCUUUGUUGCACUGUUGUGAUCAAGUCUCCUGAAGGAAGGGGAAGAUGAAUUCCAGUUUGAAAGUAAUCCUAUUUUCUGUUUGGUUAAAAAACAGAUAUUAUGCAUGGAAAGGAAAUAUAGAUGUUUUUUUUAUUUUUUAGGACAUUGUGUCCACUUCAGUGUAUCGGUUUGCUAUGGCAUCACUGGAUUCAUAAUAAAAUCAUUUUGUAUGUAAACCUG
Messenger RNA from Seriola dumerili (greater amberjack), 804 nucleotides. It is a transcript of the gene snu13, whose product is annotated as small nuclear ribonucleoprotein 13. The transcript is spliced from 3 exons. The record is from RefSeq and is a predicted model, not a curated record. Gene Ontology annotation, biological process: ribosome biogenesis; mRNA splicing, via spliceosome; maturation of SSU-rRNA. The coding region runs from base 198 to 584 and encodes 128 amino acids. Lineage: Eukaryota; Metazoa; Chordata; Actinopteri; Carangiformes; Carangidae. Gene Ontology annotation, cellular component: precatalytic spliceosome; U4/U6 x U5 tri-snRNP complex; nucleolus. Gene Ontology annotation, molecular function: RNA binding.